GAGUCUCUCUGUAACUUCCUGUCUCAUAGACAGCUGAACCCCACACAAAGGAAACCAGACUCACCAGAAAUGAUGAGGAGAAUGGGUGACACACUGAUAGAGUGAUCUGCUGUAACCUUGUUGAGAUACUGUUCUGCGACUGAGGUGAAACAUCGGAGCUUGAAUGAACCAGGGUUAGAAAUUUUCCCACAGGCUUCCUCUCCAUGUCCGCAGUGGCUCCCUCCAGUCCCACCAGUCUCGCGGUGCCGGCUCUAGUCCAGUUCCAGCUCGGCCUGUUCAGGGAGGUGGUUCGAGUCCCUGCCAGCAACCUGAGCUACCGCCAUGCCAAGAGGCUGGCUGCAGAGGUCAUAGAGCGCAAGGCUCCAGACUGCAGCGUGGUCGGCGUCGGGGAGAAGAUUCUGCUGUUCAGACAUCAGCCCGCCUCUGAGCAGAUGCUGCAGCGCCUGACAGACCGCGACGAGCUGCAGGAUGGAGACCUCAUCGAGGUCAUCAUCGCAGUAUCAGCCUCGGUGACCGAGAUGAGGAUCCGUCCACACUCCCUGCUGGUCUACUCGUACCGGACUCCCACUUUCUGUCACCACUGUGGAGAAAUGCUGUGGGGCCUCGUUCGACAGGGGUUAAAAUGUGACGGGUGUGGAUUGGACUUCCAUAAACGUUGCGCCUUCCAGUUGCCCAACGACUGUAGUCGAGCGCGGCGUCAGGUCAGCACCAGCCUCUCCCUGUUUCCUCCCCGACGACCCCGCGUGCACUCCCUCUCUAAUCAGGCGGGAGGCAGUCUGGAGGAGAUCAGCAUGUCCAAGCCCUCAUCCAGGCCUCCGUCCUGGGCAGAGCCUCCGGUGUGGAUGGGUGUCGGGUGUGGGGACAAGAGCAGGGCUCAGGUCCCUCACACCUUCCACAUCCACAGCUACACCAAACCCACCGUGUGCCAGUACUGCCACCGGCUGCUCAAAGGGCUCUUCAGACAGGGGCUGCAGUGCUCAGACUGCAGGUUUAACUGCCACCGGCGCUGCGAGCCUUUAGUCCCCAGAGACUGUCCGGGAGAGAGGAGAGGCGUCAACGGCGAAGAAUCCACAGCAGCUGGUCACAGCUGCCCACCAGACCCAGACGACAAUGACUCAGAGCUCACCAGUAUAACAACACUAGAUCUCUCUGACGACGAGAUGUCCACUGACGGUGACUCGCCGGCAGAGUUCAGGGAGGUCGAGCCAAUCAGUCCGUGUUUCAGCAGCAACAUCCCUCUGAUGAGGCUCGUCCAGUCGGUGCAUCACACUAAGAGGAGAGCCGGUGGAGUCCUGAGAGAGGGGUGGCUGCUGCACCACACCAACACUGACACGCUGAGGAAACGUCAUUACUGGAUCUUGGACAGGAAGAGCAUCACUCUGUACCAGAACGAGCUCAGCACCAAGUACUACAAAGAGAUCCCUCUGUCAGAGGUGCUGCAGGUCCGAGGCCCUGCCCAGCUCUCCACGCCCUUGUUGCCGGGCGACAGCGCUCACUCCUUUGAGGUGGUGACGGCCUCGCUGGUGUACUGCGUGGUGGCAGGAGAGGACGGGCCGUCCUGGGAGAGCGCCAUCCGUCAGGGUCUGAUGCCCGUGGAGAGCAGCGAGGGACACGACGACAACCGCGAUGAUCAUUCACACAGAGACAGCAGGGACAUCAGCUCGGUGUACCAGAUCUUUACGGACGAGGUGCUGGGUUCAGGACAGUUUGGAGUGGUGUACAGAGGUACUCACAGGAAGUCGGGUCGACCAGUCGCCAUCAAAGUCAUCGACAAGACGCGUUUCCCCACCAAACAAGACAGACAGCUGAGGAACGAAGUGUCCAUAUUGCAGAAUCUGUCGCACCCCGGUGUGGUUCUGUUGGAGGGGAUGUUCGAGACCGUCGAGCACGUCUUUGUCGUCAUGGAGAAGCUCCAUGGAGACAUGCUGGAGAUGAUUCUGUCCAGUGAGAAAGGACGACUCCCUGAACGCAACACUCGCUUCCUGGUUCUGCAGAUCCUUGAGGCUUUGCGCUAUCUGCACUUCAAACAUAUCGCUCACUGCGACCUCAAACCUGAGAAUGUCCUUCUGGCCUCUGCAGACCCCUUUCCUCAGGUGCGACUUUAUGAUUUUUAUUCAAAUUCCAGCAGAAGCAAGUUGUCACAGCAUCUUCCUGAGUCACCUCUGCUCUCCGUGCUGCAGGUGAAGCUGUGCGACUUCGGCUUCGCCCGCAUCAUCGGCGAGAAGUCGUUCCGCCGCUCGGUCGUGGGGACGCCGGCCUACCUGGCGCCUGAGGUGAUCAGCAGCAGCGGCUACAACCGCUCUCUGGACAUGUGGUCUGUGGGCGUCAUCACGUAUGUGAGCCUGAGCGGGACGUUCCCCUUCAACGAGGACGAGGACAUCAGGCAGCAGAUCACCAACGCUGCCUUCAUGUACCCGCGACAAACCUGGGCCUCCAUCUCACUGGAGGCGGUGAGUCUCAUCAAUAACCUGCUGCAGGUGUCGGUGAGGAGGAGGUUCAGCGUGGGCAAAGCUCUGGGACACACCUGGCUGCAGGACUUCGAGCUGUGGUGCGACCUCAGGGAGUUCGAGCAGAGGAUGGGCUGCAGGUAUCUGACACACAAAGGGGACGAGGAGCGCUGGAUACGCUACGCCCAGGAGAGAGGCCUGAAUUUCCCCUCCCACCUCAGCUGACACGCGACCACAGCACAAGGGUUUAAAGGUUGGACAGUUUUUAGUCUGUGCAGCGUAGAUAAAACCAGAAAUGAGACACGCUUCAUGCUCGAAAUCCUGAAUUUGUGGGAGAGCAGGGAACCAAUUAUAGUUUUCUUGGCAUUUGUAGGUUGUUAAACAUCCCAGUUUUCUGUGGUGACCAAUGUUAGAAUUAAGGUGUUUUUAGUGGGAACAGGAAGAUAAAUGAAAGAAUCUUGUAUGCAGGAGAAAAAAAAAUCACAGAUCAGUCUUUAUCUAGUUGUAAACAUAAUGAAAAAACAACACAAACAACUGCUGUUUAGUAAUAUAAUUUUCCUUUUUUAUUCCAAGUUGUAGUUUUUAAACUUGAACUGUGUGAAAGUGAGUUUUUGUGGCGUCAGUGAUGAAUGAGCUGAGGAUGAGGAGAAUGGAGCACAGAUAAGAAAAAAAUCAUCACGAGUCAAAUCGCACUGGUUAUCAUGGCCGACCUGUCAUUUAAAAUGGGACCAAAACCCUAUGAGCUUCCUCACUGACAUAGGCCUGCCAUGGUCCCACGUACAGUAUCGAUUCUUCUUUAGUCCACAACUUUCCUGAUGCCCUGUCUCUCACUGCGCGACACCUCUCUCUGUCUGUGUCCCUCCUCCGUGUCACUUUAAAUGUCGUGCACGGAGCGUGGAUAGAGAGGAGAGAGGUGUGUGGGAUCGUUCUCUCUGGCCAUAACAGUUUGCCUUUCUGUCUUCCUUCUUGAGUCCCCAUCCGGCCAUGGCCCUUUCUUUUGUCUACAUUUACCCACAGUGCUUUGCUUUGAGCUGCUCUCUCUGUUUGCAGUCUUCAUUUUAAUAUUCAGCGCUUCGGUUUAGAUGCUCUCAUUCAUCCUCCGUGUGUUUCUGAGCUUCUUAAGGGUUUCAAGAUCUCCAGGUUAAAUUUAAUCUUUGCUAUCGUUCAGGUUUCACAGUGCUGAGGUUUUUUUUUGUUUUGUUUUUACAGAGUGAGAUUUUUCAGUGUUCGACUGGCUUUGUAA
Molecule: messenger RNA, 3690 nt
Organism: Seriola aureovittata
Lineage: Eukaryota; Metazoa; Chordata; Actinopteri; Carangiformes; Carangidae
Product: serine/threonine-protein kinase D3-like
Exons: 18
Coding region: 204-2672 (822 amino acids)
Biological process (GO): protein phosphorylation
Molecular function (GO): protein serine/threonine kinase activity; ATP binding
Source: RefSeq, a predicted model, not a curated record